Messenger RNA from Neocloeon triangulifer, 1140 nucleotides. RefSeq names its product protein HGH1 homolog. NCBI's taxonomy places the organism in Eukaryota, Metazoa, Arthropoda, Insecta, Ephemeroptera, Baetidae. The coding region runs from base 45 to 1094 and encodes 349 amino acids. The transcript has 4 exons. The record is from RefSeq and is a predicted model, not a curated record.
CACAAAUUGAAUACAAAACGCGGUAAGACGAAAGAAAAACAAAAAUGGCGGAAGCCCUCGCGGAGUUGGAACAAUUUUUGGGCAGCGAUGUAAGACCAGACUUGAAGGAUCAGGCGCUGCAACAUAUAUUAGGAAUCAGCGCGUCUGAUGAAGGAAGACGUUUGUUUUUAGAGGCCCCUGGGCUCGUGGGUGCCUUGCUGGAGGUCAUAGGCCACUGGAAUACACCUUCCCUUGCAAGAGAUGCUGCUCUUGCCCUAAUUAACCUCUCAGCAUCACCUCUCCUGAGUAAAUUUCUUCACGAAAAGGGUGGAGUUGAAGCGUUACUAAAAUUCAGCCUUGAUCCCGAAAGCCCUGUAGCGGACCCAGCACUUAUGACCCUUUGUAAUAUUACGAGAGAUUCCAAAGCAGUGGAAUCAGCUUGGCCUACCCUGGAGUCUCAGCUGUGUGAAAUUUUGAAAGCCCUUUCCCAUGUUGAAUACAACAAAAAAGGACAAACCCUUCACUAUCUGGCUCCACUAAUUUCCAACUUGACUCAACUGGCUGCUGCUCGGAGUUUGUUGCUUAAGGGAACUGGACUUAUGACCCUGGCUGCAUUCACCAGAUUCGAGGCUUCCGUUGUGAGAAGAGGUGGCGUAGUGUCUGCUUUGCGCAAUUUGUGCUUCGAAGACGCAGCCGUGGACUUUGCAAACGAUUUGCUGCCUCCCCUUCUGUUGCCAAUUGCAGCAUCCGAUACUGCGUACACUGAUGAAGAGACAGAAAAGUUGCACAUCGACUUACAAUUUCUACCUCCUGAGCACCAGAGAGAAUUAGACCCGGACCUGCGCCGACUUAUCCUUGAGGCUCUGUCUCAGUUGGCUGCCACUAAAGAAGGCCGAGAAGCGCUUCGUGAAAAUGGCACUUAUCUUGUUCUUCGAGAACUUCAUAAAUGGGAAGAGGAUCGAGAGGCGUUAUUAGCGUGCCAGAAUUUAGCGGAGUUAUUAAUCAGGACUGAGGAUGAAAUUGGUGUGGAUGAUCUGAAAAAGUUGGAUGUUCCACAGCACCUAGUUACUUCUUUCGAAGCCAUGGACAAAGACUUUCUUGGGUUAAAAGAAUAAGUUUCAAAAUUGGUGAUGACAAUAAAUUUUUUUGUAUAUUAUUCGA